UUUUGUUUUAAGUUUGAAUUUGUGAAUCUUGAAUAUUGGAACUAGAAAUUAGUCCAUGGAAGGUUAGAAAAACGCAGAGAGGUAAUGGAUUUCAGAAUUUGGAACAUUAUACAUAGAGAUCAAGAAACCAAAGUGCCGAAGUUUUGGUUGCUACAUGAAUUCAUGUCUCUCCCGAGUAAAGGAAUUAAACAAUUUAAUUUCUUUAAGAAAUAAAUGAAUUGGAGCCCUCACGAUCGCGAUGUUUUUGCCUAUUUAUAUGUGUUUAUGAUGCAGCAUGCAGACCAUACUUACAAGAUACAGCAAGAGUACGAACUCUUCACAGGUUUCUACACCGGAAAUGAAGCCGGAGUUUUACCAGAAGCAGGACUCACAGGAAAUGCAUUUUCUCAAGAAGGAGAUAGAAAAGCUGCAAAUGAAGCAUUUGCGAUUGUUGGGUAAAGACCUUACUGACAUAGGAUUACAAGAAUUGGGAGAGCUAGAACAGCAACUAAAUGAAGGGCUCUUGAGCAUAAAGGAGAGAAAGGAACAAAUAUUGAAGGAGCAACUUGCACAAUCAAGACUGCAGGAACAACGAGCCAUGCUGGAGAAUGAGACUUUACGCAAACAGGUUGAAGACCUUCGGGGCUUCUUUUCAUCCACCAGUCCUAGUCAGCCACUUUCAAUUGAGAACCACCCAGUGGAUUCUGCCAUCGGAGUAGGCUCUGUAAGUCCUGAAACAGUAAGGAAUGUUGGAGUUGUAGAUGACGAUUCAGACACCACCUUGCAAUUGGGGCCCCCGACUGGGGUUCGUCGAAAGAAGACAAGGAUGCCUGAUGGAGAAACACUAAUCAACUGAAAACACAAACCAGCAUACCCUUAUCUUUCUUGUCUCCUUUCAUGUGCAUUAGUACCUUACUUGGAUGAUGUUAUGUUGAAGCAUCAUUCAUAAGUGUAUUAUCUUUUCAUGACUUAAAGAUGAUCAAAACUCUGGUUUAGUUUUAGACAAUUUUAAAUCACAAAGUUCUGGCUUUCAGAAGAAAAAGAAUGUUGUAGUAGUGCCUGAAUAAUUUUCA
Olea europaea var. sylvestris is the source of this 1052-nucleotide messenger RNA. RefSeq names its product agamous-like MADS-box protein AGL15. Gene Ontology annotation, biological process: regulation of DNA-templated transcription. Gene Ontology annotation, molecular function: DNA-binding transcription factor activity. The record is from RefSeq and is a predicted model, not a curated record. NCBI's taxonomy places the organism in Eukaryota, Viridiplantae, Streptophyta, Magnoliopsida, Lamiales, Oleaceae. The coding region runs from base 275 to 835 and encodes 186 amino acids. The transcript is spliced from 7 exons. Gene Ontology annotation, cellular component: nucleus.